This is a messenger RNA of Malassezia sympodialis ATCC 42132, 1848 nucleotides long. It is a transcript of the gene MRPL20, whose product is annotated as mitochondrial 54S ribosomal protein mL58 MRPL20. Gene Ontology annotation, cellular component: mitochondrion. The record is from RefSeq and is a predicted model, not a curated record. Gene Ontology annotation, molecular function: FAD binding; sulfide:quinone oxidoreductase activity. NCBI's taxonomy places the organism in Eukaryota, Fungi, Basidiomycota, Malasseziomycetes, Malasseziales, Malasseziaceae.
AUGCUUCUGCAAGCUAUGAGAGCGGCAACAUUGCCUAAAGCGACAGUGUCUAAGAGACUUUUCUCUUCUUCUUCUCGCUUUUUGAAUGCUGCGCACAAAGUUGUUGUCAUAGGCGGUGGCUCGGCUGGUUUGUCGGUAUCCCAUCAACUCUUGAAGUCUGGCAAAUUCGCACAAGACGAAAUUGCCAUUGUCGAACCAUCGUCAUACCAUCACUACCAGCCGGGCUGGACACUUGUUGGUGGUGGCCUCAAGUCGCGUGAGGAGCUCCGUCGGAAUGAAAAGUCACUUAUCAGCCCCAAGAUCCAGCUCUACGAAGACUCUGUGACUACUCUGACACCGGAUGAAAACCAGGUUUCAAUGGCCUCUGGCGAAAAGCUUUCUUAUGAUCAUCUGAUCGUUGCUUCUGGCUAUACUAUAACAUUGGAUGGGAUUUCAGGGCUUCGUGAGGCCCUCGAAGACGACAAGUCCAACGUUACGUCUAUCUACUUGUAUGAAACAGUCGACAAGGUGUUUCCCAAGAUUGACCAAUUCAAGGAAGGUCACGCAAUUUUCACUCAACCAGGCUCUCCUAUUAAAUGUGCCGGUGCGCCGCAAAAAAUUAUGUGGCUGGCUCUCGACCACUGGGCAAAGAAAGGAUUGUAUAAAAAGCACGACUCCAACUCGCCUAUCAAAAUUGAUUUUGCCACUGGUCUGCCUGUUAUGUUCGGUGUGCCUACAUACAGUCAGGUUUUGAACAAACUUCGUGAAGAACGAGGUGUUGGUGGCCUUUUCCAGCAUAACUUGGUUGCACUGGAAGACCAAGGAAAGACUGCUGUAUUUGCUCGCCCAGAUGGUGAGAAAGUGCGUAAAACCUUCGAUUUCUUGCAUGUCACUCCAACUAUGAGUCCUCCUGAGUUUUUGAAGAAGUCGAUACUCGCCAACGAAGCUGGUUAUGCCAAUGUGGACAACGAAACCCUUCGUCACGUUAAGUACCAAAACGUUUGGUCAUUAGGAGACUCUAGCUCUCUCCCGACUAGUAAGACGGCGGCAGCCAUUACGGCUCAGGCGCCCGUUCUUGUUGCCAACCUCCUGGCAGGUCUGGAUGGACGGGAACCUACUGCGAAGUAUGACGGUUACACAUCCUGUCCAUUACUGACAGAAUAUGGCAAGGUUCUUCUUGCUGAAUUCAAGUACGGCGGCGCAUUGAAAGAAACAUUCUCCAAGUUUGGUAUUAAUCAGUCCAAGCCGCAGCGUCCUUUCUACUAUCUGAAAAAAGAUUUCUUCCCUUGGGUUUACUACAACAAUAUGGUCAAAGGUACUUGGGCUGGUCCAAAGGGGUUUAUCGGCGGCACACGUUCGUUCUCAACUAGUGCCCGAUCUAUGCGCAACACGCCGGUCCGUCAUCCUCGCGAUCCUUUGGACCAGAGUCCUUAUGCUGCACGUUUUCCUCUGGCAUCAGGUGAGACGCUCAUCGCACGUACUCCUCCAUCUCAAGCAUCAAGUCGUACAUCGGUGGAAGUUUCGGAAAUCCUUUUUGGAUCUGCGAACGAGAAUGCAAAUGUCGAUACGGCCAGUAUGCCCCCACAGCUUCCUCUGCGCCACCGUCAGGCACGCAAUGCUACGAAAAUUUUGAAUGAAAAAGAGAUCAUGCAAAUUCAGCAUCUUCGUCAAAAGGAUCCUUACACAUACACCAGUGGUGUGCUUGCCAAACAAUUUGGCUGCUCCCCGACAUUUGUAAGCAUUAUCGCUCCAGCUCCGAAAGAAGUGCGUCAAGCGAGAGCGGCUGAAAUCGAGUUGAAGAAGGCAACUUGGGGUAUGAAUAAGCGUAUUUCGCGCGCACAGCGCCAGGAACGCCGAGGUCUUUGGUAG